CAAAGCCCCAAUGAGGUUCUGCUUGACUGUAGGCCCUGCAGAACACACAGGAUUUGUUAAUAACAAGAAGAUUAUAAGUCCUGCUUUAUUAAGUGUUAUCUGAAGAAGAUGGAGGUGAGGUUUAAAGAGCCGAAGGCAGAAAUGGAGGAAAUGACGAUAUGGGAGCAGCAUACAGUGACGUUAAACAAAGAUCCCAAGUUCGGUUUUGGUUUUGCUAUCUCAGGCGGAAGGGACAAGCCCAAUCCAGUCAAUGGGGACCCAGCCGUGAUCAUCUCUGAUGUGCUGCCUGCCGGCCCAGCUAUGGGCAGGCUACAGAAACAGGAUCAGAUAGUCAUGGUGAAUGGGGUAACCAUGGAGAACACCACCUCACAGCAAACCAUUCAGCAGCUUAAGAGCUGUGGCAAAACAGCCAACAUUACGGUGAAGAGACCCCGCACAAUUCAGGUCCCAGCCAGCGGCAGACCCACAAGAGCUUCUUCACAAUCCAACCUUCUGGAUAGCGAGCGGAGACCCCGGCGUGGGUCAGACUCGGGGUACGGGCGACGUCCUCGGAGUACCACACCUGAGCACAAUGGCCACGACCUGCCACUUAUGUCCGGUUUCAAGAGACUGCCCAAUUUGGAAGCUUCAGAAAAACCCAUCAGAGCCACGCUAGUGAAGCUGAAACCUACAGAUGAGUACGGGAUGAAGUUAGGAAGUCAGAUUUUUAUCAAGCACAUGACUCCCACUGGUCUAGCUGCUAAAGAAGGAACACUGCAAGAGGGAGAUCUUGUUCUCAAGAUUAAUGGAAUGACUACAGAAAACCUCUCAUUGCUGGAGACCAAGCAUCUGGUGGAAAAGUCCAAAGGUAAACUGACCAUGGUGGUGUUGAGAGACAACAGGAAGUUCCUGGUCAGUAUCCCUGAGGUGGAGGACAGCCCUCAGAACAGUGCCGAUGAGAGGGGCGGCAGCAGCUCAGAGCUGGAGGAAAUUUCUGACUUGGAUACGGACAGCCCCGCUCGCAACCGGUCUCGUGCACCAACCCGAGAACGUCGCACUCGCAGAACCUGGAAUGAGGCUCCUUCCUCAAAAAAUCGUGACUCACCCCAGUUGCGCUCCAACAGAGCACAGCCACCUUCCUAUGCAAUCCCUCGUCGCAGAGUCUCAUCUGAUUCAGAAUCAGACCACAGCAAAUCCCCUCCUCCAGCUAAACAUGACAGCAUUGACACCAGAGACCGGUACAGAGUGCUCUCGGGAGUAUCGGCACUGCCUAAUCCUCGAGCUUCUCCUGUCAACUGGAACGCACCUCGCAGCUCCUACUCAUUGCCACGGCCACGCAAAGCGGUUUCUGAUUCUGACUCAGACCCCACUGCCUCUUCACCACCCAGGAGGGAGAGUCCCAGGACUGACACUCACUCCAGAUACAAGGUGCUCCCUGAUCUUCCCCAGGCUGGCUUGAAGGCAUCUUCCCGCAGUCGCUCCCUGGACCUCCUCAGCCAUGGCUCCUCCCCUUAUAGACCCUCACCACGAGAUGAUUCUGCGUCAGAAUCCGAUGAAAGUUUAGGAGCAGCUCGGAGACCAGGAGCGAUGUCCACCCAGGACUCGCGCAACAGAUACAGGGCCACACCUGAGAUAGCGCUAGCCCCUGUGGUCAUGGCCCCAAAAUCAUCACCCAUCAAGAGAGGUCCGUCGCAGUCUGAGUCAGAUGCAAGUUACCCAGUGGCUCCUAGCCCAGUUUCCACAAAUAGACACGAAGUUGUUGCUCAAAGUCAAGUGUCAUCCGUUAAAAGCAAACGAGAAUUUCGUCCCAGAGCUCCAUCAGACCUCCCUCCCUCUGAGAGAGCUCCUUCUCCUCCAGGGAGAUCAGGCAGCACCGGUCACGACAGCAAUCACAGUUUGCCAGAGGCAGAUGCUACGCUCCGAUCUGAAUUUUCACGAUCCAACCAAAUCAGGCUGAAUGCAAAGCCUCUAGAAGAGCCUCUUUACUCCCUCCCACCUGAUGCAGGUCCUACACCUAACAUGGGUUAUAGCUCGGACCAGAAAAUGGUGGGGUUCGUUAAGGAGGGCAGUAUGGGUCUGCGGCUUGUAGGAGGCAAUGACAUUGGCAUCUUUGUCGGUGGCGUCCAGCCUAACAGCCCUGCUCAGAAAAGUGGUAUGAGAGAGGGAGAUCAGAUCCUGCAGGUCAAUGAGGUUGAUUUCAAUCACUUCACCAGAGAAGAGGCUGCCAUGUUUCUUAUGAACAUUCCUUCUGGGGACCGCAUUGACAUGCUAACGCAGAAUAAAAUGGACAUUUAUAAGAAGGUCCUGAAGUCGAACCUGGGAGAUUCCUUCUACAUCCGCACCCAUUUUGACCACGAGCCAGAGGACAGCCGCGGCCUGGGAUUCACUCGCGGAGAGGUUUUUCGUGUGGUGGAUACAAUGCACCAUGGGAAACUGGGAACUUGGUUGGCUGUUCGGAUGGGAACAAACCUUUACGAGAUGGACAAGGGCACUAUACCCAAUCAGAGCAGAGCUGAAAAGCUAGCCAUCGCUGAACAAACUCAGAGGAUCCAGAUGGCAGAACGGCAGGCCUCAGCUCCCAGAGCAGAGUUUUGGAAACUGCGGGGUCUCCGAGGGGCCAAGAAGCCUGUCCGAAGAACAAGGGACGACCUUCUACAGCUGACCAUCCAGGGCAAGUUUCCAGCAUAUGAGAGAGUUGUGCUGAAGGAAGCCAACUUUAAACGACCGAUUGUCAUCAUGGGCCCUCUAAAUGACAUUGCAAAUGAGAAACUGGCUAAAGACAUGCCUAAUGAUUAUGAGGUGGCAGAAAUGGUUUCCAGGGGUGGUGAAGAUGCACCGUCUGUCAUUAAGCUGGACACCGUAAAAAGAAUAGCAGAGCAGGAUAAGCACCCUCUACUGGACAUCACACCCACUGCAGUGGAGAGACUCAGUUACAUCCAGUAUCACCCUAUAGUGCUGUUCCUGGAGCCGCACAGCCGCAAAGAUGUGAAAAUUAUGAGGCAGAGAUAUGAUCCCAAUUCUAAGAAAAGCUCACGCAAACUGUACAGUCAGGCUUUAAAGCUGAAGAAACAAUACAGCCACAUUUUUGCUGCACACAUCGAUCUGCAGCCUACUUCAAAUGUUUGGUAUGAAAUUCUUAAAGAGAAAAUUCGACAGCAACAGUCUAAGCCUGUCUGGGUCUCAGAAGUGACGUUGGAGGGAGGUGCCAAUGAGGACCUAGACGUGUUCAAUCGCAAUGAUUCCUCCGACUACCUCAGUGGUGCCAGUGACUAUGAGGACACAGACGGGGAGCCCUACACUGAUGGCGAGGCUUACACGGACAACGAGGACCUGGAGGAGGAGAUUCCCAGCCAGCCAGACUCAAACUGGCGUCGAAGCUCAGCAUUGGCUCGCUCCUCUGAACCAGCCUCACGGCAGACACCCAGCCUUGAGCCUGAGCGCUACUAUGAAGAGGAGGAAGAGGAGGAAGCAGAGCAUGAGUACACUCUACCCCCUCAAGAGAUACCUCCCAUCCACAUUAACCCUCAACCCCAAGCCUUACAACCAAGGAAUGCAGCAUUCAAAUCCACACGGAGUUACACAGAUUCAGACUUCAGUGUCGAGCCUGAGCCACCUACCACACCCACCUCAGAUGGACCUCCAGAAUUUAGGGCCCCAGAUCCCAUGGACCUCCCUCAUGAGAGCCCACCACCAGCUUCACUGUCUGCCAUAGAGCACAAACUCCAACAGACACGCAUGGCAGAUGCACCAAAGGGCCCUGUGGUUGUGUUGGCACAUCAUGAAGCAAUGUUGAUGCGAAGAACCCAUAUCAGAGGCAGCAACAGUUCUGACACUGAUGAUGAUAAUGCUGAUGAUGACGAUGAUGAUGAUGAAGACGCUGAUGACAUGGAGUGGGGUCCUGCCACGGAGCUUUAAUACACACAGACUUAAAGAUAUAUGGACCGCCACAUAUGUGGAUAUAAUGUGAAAAUCAUUUUUUCUUUUCUUUUCGUUUUUUUUUUUUUUUUUUUACUGUCAUUGUCCUUUCCUCCUGGACCUGUUCUGAACACUCUUACUGCUGGACCAUUUUGCAUGCAUUGGGGUUUUUUUAGGCCCUGUACCAUUGGACAUGUCCAAUGUAUAUUUACCUGCUGUAUUACAUUACAGCCAUGUUUUUAUUGUGAACUGUUUUUAAAUAAAUGCAUUUAACAAAACAUUUCACCGUCAGUAAUAUAUUUUUGAAUAAUUCAUGUAAUGGUUUCUUUAUGUACACGCAAUGUCCAUUAUGAGGUACAGUAAACUCACUCUGUAAAUGCAUUUACAUUUUGUAAAUGUACCAAUGAUGACUGAAGCCCCUCAGUUGCUAUGCAACUGUUAUCUAGAUUAUACCUAUAAUAUUUUUAUUGAUGUACUGUAUUUGGAAAAUAGUGAAUGGUGGCUAUGGUUAAUCCCUCCCAAUGUAAAGCAAAAUUACCACCCAGACCCCAGAAGUUGCUAAUUUCCCAAUAACCUAUUCCAAAAUGUUUCAUUCCUCUUAUA
Clarias gariepinus (North African catfish) is the source of this 4497-nucleotide messenger RNA. RefSeq names its product tight junction protein 3 (gene tjp3). The record is from RefSeq and is a predicted model, not a curated record. Lineage: Eukaryota; Metazoa; Chordata; Actinopteri; Siluriformes; Clariidae. Gene Ontology annotation, biological process: positive regulation of blood-brain barrier permeability; protein localization to cell-cell junction; establishment of endothelial intestinal barrier. Gene Ontology annotation, cellular component: plasma membrane; bicellular tight junction. The transcript has 31 exons. Gene Ontology annotation, molecular function: cell adhesion molecule binding. Bases 109 to 3894 code for a protein of 1261 amino acids.